AUGAUCCGUCGCCUCUUCUCUGAAGCUACUGCACCUUGGGAGGGCGAGACUCACAAUCUUAAGGCUCUAUUGGUUGAGACGGCUGAGCACUGGGGAAAGUUGGCGCCAGGUAUAUGUCCCGUCGAGUUCAGUGCGGACGAUGUGCAUGUGACGAAGGCGUUGAGUCAGGAGCUACGUUUGGUAGACCAGAACGUUCGGGACAUACAAAGCCUAAUCGGGUUCCAGGGGGAGACGUGGGUUCCAAGUGACUACCACAAGACGGCUAAGUCCAUGGCAAAGCUGUUGAAGCUGAAGGUGUUGAUGGCGCUUCCCAUGGGCGAACUCCGAGAUAAUGUUGCUGCGAAUUGGUUCUUGGACGAUAUGGAUGAGGGAGAGUACAGCUAG
Molecule: messenger RNA, 384 nt
Organism: Mycena indigotica
Lineage: Eukaryota; Fungi; Basidiomycota; Agaricomycetes; Agaricales; Mycenaceae
Product: Altered inheritance of mitochondria protein 9, mitochondrial
Exons: 1
Coding region: 1-384 (127 amino acids)
Cellular component (GO): mitochondrion
Source: RefSeq, a predicted model, not a curated record